AACAUCCUGGAGCCUGGUCCGGUUCCAGCGAUGAGUCCAGCUCAGAGACCGAGCCCAGUUCCAGACCCCAGCCUCGGGCUACUACCAGGUCCAUCUCCCGAAUUCAGACAAGCUCUGACACCCCUUCCACUUCUGAGGCAAGGCCCGCCUCCAGAGCUUGGCUGGAUGCCAAGCCCCGCUCUCCCUGCAGAGUGCAGACCAGCUCUAGAAUACCAUCUAACUCUGGGGCCCAGACCAGUUUCAAGACCUGGGCCAUUUCCAGAGCUCAGUCCAGCUCAGGCAGUCCACCCAGCUCCAGAACUCCGCUCCAUUCUGAGGCGCGGACUGGGUCUGAAACCCCAUCCAGCUGCCAACCACAGUCAGUUCCUGAGAGCCCACUGAGUUCCAGAAUCCAGCUAAACUCUGGAAUCCGGCCUAGCCUUGGGACCCAGACAGAGACAGCAACAGACUUAAGUCCCACAAUUCUGUCUAGCUCUGAAAGCGGACCCAGCUCCAGGACCCAGGCUUGUCUGGGAGCUCAGUCAACCUCUGGGACUCAGCGUACCUCAGAAACGCUAUCAAGCUCUAGAUGCCAGCUGCAGGCCACAGCCCAAGGCAGCUCUGGCGUUGAGCUGGACUUUGGGAAGCAGACCAGCUCUGGAACUCAGCCAAGCUCCAGGAUUCACUCCAGCCCAGAAACCCAGCCCAACUUGGAAACCCAGAGUGAUUCCAGAACACAGCCUGUUUCUGAAACCCAACCCAGCUCUAGAACCCUGAUCAGUUCUGGAACCCAGCUCAGGCCUGAGAUCCAGCCCACUUCAGAGACCCAGCCCAGUGCAGGAUUUCAGCCCAGCUCCAGGAUUCAGCUCAGCCCUGAGACCCAGCCCCACUCUGGAACCCAGAGCAGUUCCAGAACUCAGCCCAGCUCGGGAAUUUACUUUAAUUCCAGAACCCAGCCUGUUUCUGGAACCCAGUUCAGCUCUAGAACCCAGACCAGUUUUGGAAGCCAGCUAAGCUCCAAGAUGCAGCCCAGCUUUGGGACCCAGAGCAGCUCAAGAAUUCAACCCAGCUCUGAAGCCCAGCUCAGCUCCAGAACUCUGUCUAGCCCUGAGACCCUGCUCAAAUCUGAGACCCAGCUCGGUCGCGGGAUUGAGUUCAGCUCAGAGACACAGCCCAUCUCUGGAAGCCAGCUCAGGUCAAGAAUGUUGCCCAGCUCUGGAAUUCACCUCAGUUCUGGAAUCCAGCCUCUUUCUGGAACUCAACCCAGCUCCAGAACCCAGAGUAGUUCUGGAACCCAGGCCAGCUCUGGGACCCAGAGCAGCACAAGAAAUCAACCCAGCUGUGGAGCCCCGCUCAGCUUGAGAACGAAGUUUUCCUCUGAGACUUGGCUCAGCUCUGAGAUUCAGCUCAACUCUGAAACCCAACCCAGCUCCAGAACCCUGAUCAGUUCUGGAACCCAGCUCAGUCCUGAGACCCGGUCCACCUCAGAGACCCAGCCUAGGGCAAGAAUUCAGCUCGGCCCUGAGACCCAGCCCCACUCUGGAACCCAGAGCAGUACAAGAACUCAGCCCAGCUCUGGAACUUACCUUAGUUCCAGAAUCCAGCCUGUUUCUGGAGCCCAGUCCAGCUCCAGAAUCCAGACCAGCUCAAAGAUCCAGCUCAGCUCUAGAAAUGGACUCCACCUACAGACCUCUAGCCUUGACCCUAGAGCCCAGGCUGAUCUCACUCCCCCAGCCCAACAUCAGCCCCCAGGCUCACCGCCCAGAGUCCUGACUCUGGCCCCUAGCAUAGUUGCUCAGCCCCAGCCCCAGCCCCAUGAUCUGGUACAUGGAACGCAGGCCAACAGCGGCCUGGGCCGAAGCCUACCAACUUUCCACCUGGCCCCACAGCCACAGAUCCCCUCAGCCCCCCAGAAACCAGCCCUCUUCCCCAAGCCCCAGCUAGGACCCCAGAAGUCCACCCCACCCACCAUAUCUAUCGUCUCUAGUUUGGCUCCCAGGGCGGCCCUUCUGCACUCCCAGCCCCCUGAGUCCCUAGCCCAGAAGCCUGUCCCCUCCCUGACACUCAAGGAGUCAAGGCCUGCUCCUUGGGGGUCAGAGCCCCUCCCCCACCAUGGGGAGCUGUAGCUUGAGGGCAACACAGUUUUGGCUCCCAUAAUCCCCCCACAAUCCUGUCUCCUGUCCCUCCCAGCUGGGUCCCCUGGAGGCAGCAGGUGACCUCAUUCCCCCAGCAUGUAGGUGUUGGGGGAGGAGGGAGAGUGGAAAUGGGGACUUUAGUUUCACUUGGGCCUGGCUCUGGGCGGUGUAAGCAGAUCCCAAGUCUGUGGAGUGGAAAGCUGGGUGUGCGUGCGUGGGGGGGGCAUGUGGUCAGGAGGCAGAGAAAUGGGGAGCAGGGGGCAAUUUUGUCCUCAUGUACCUUGAGGGCUCAUAGGGAAUAAAGGCACCUCUCCCACCCCU
Molecule: messenger RNA, 2435 nt
Organism: Lontra canadensis (Northern American river otter)
Lineage: Eukaryota; Metazoa; Chordata; Mammalia; Carnivora; Mustelidae
Product: sine oculis-binding protein homolog A-like
Exons: 1
Coding region: 1002-2105 (367 amino acids)
Source: RefSeq, a predicted model, not a curated record